GGGUGGGGAAGUGUGGGUUCUGUACUGUCUUACCUGUCCCCCCCACCCAACACAACAUACUCACAAACACAUACACACUCUCUCUCUAACACUACUCCAACUACAACUCCAAAAGCCACUACCACAUUGGCUUUUGUUGCCUUUUGUUGCUGUGCCUCCUAUGCAAUUGUCUAUGUCUGCUGCUUCUGCUCCCUCUUCUCAGUACCUUCAAAUGGGGGUGGAAUCAUACUUUGAAUUCCUUGUUAUUAUUUGAUGGAUACUCUUUUUCUCAUAUUCUCUUCUCUUCUUCCCACCAUGUCCUCUCUUCCACCCCUCCCCUGUUUCUUUUUUCUCCUUUGUGGUGUCCCUCCAAACAUGAACUCCUUUUUCAUGAUUUGACCUCAUUUCCAUUUUGUUACAGUUCUCACUUUCUGGAUUUCCUUUUCUUAGACCCACUUGAUUGCACCCUUCGCCUCCUUUAUCCUCUCUUUCUUUCUCUCUUGUUUUUUAUUCUCUCUGGUUCCUCCAUUGAGUCCCACUCUCCACAAGAACCAACAACCAUCACACUGGGGCGUUCAUGGAAAUUGAUCUGAACUAUGCAGUGACUGAGCCUGAGAAGACCGCGUCUUGCAAUGGCGACUGUGACAAAGGUGCUGCUUGCGUUUGCUCUCUGUCCUCUCCUACUUGUUCAUCUUCUGGUUCCUCCUCCGCACGUGUGUCCUCCUCUUAUCUUGAGCUCUGGCACGCUUGUGCUGGCCCCCUCACUUCCCUCCCAAAGAAAGGGAAUGUGGUGGUGUAUUUCCCACAAGGGCACUUAGAACAAGCCUCAUCUUUCUCUCCCUUUUCAUCAAUGGACAUGCCAACCUAUGAUCUUCAGCCACAGAUCUUCUGUAGAGUUGUCAAUAUUCAGUUACUUGCCAAUAAGGAGAAUGAUGAGGUUUAUACACAGGUUACUUUGCUUCCCCAGGCUGAGUUGGCAGGGAUGUAUUUGGAGGGAAAAGAGCUUGAGGAAUUGGGAGCAGAUGAAGAGGGAAAUGAAACAACACCUACAAAAUCAACUCCUCAUAUGUUCUGCAAAACACUCACAGCCUCAGACACCAGCACUCAUGGGGGGUUUUCUGUCCCUCGCAGAGCUGCUGAAGACUGUUUUCCUCCAUUGGAUUAUAAGCAGCAAAGGCCCUCUCAGGAGCUUGUUGCCAAGGACCUGCAUAAUGUGGAGUGGAAAUUUCGACAUAUUUACAGAGGUCAGCCAAGGCGGCAUCUUCUCACUACUGGCUGGAGUAUUUUUGUUAGCCAAAAGAAUCUUGUUUCUGGAGAUGCAGUUCUCUUUCUGAGGGGUGAAAAUGGAGAACUGAGAUUGGGAAUCCGAAGAGCUGCUCGACCAAGAAAUGGUCUUCCUGAAUCAAUUGUUGGUAGCCAGAAUUAUUAUCCCAAUUUCCUUUCUUCUGUGGCCAAUGCUAUAUCCGCCAAAAGCAUGUUUCAUGUUUUCUACAGUCCAAGAGCAAGUCAUGCGGAUUUUGUUGUGCCCUACCAAAAGUAUGUCAAAAGCAUAAAGAAUCCAGUAACCAUUGGGACAAGAUUCAAAAUGAAAUUUGAAAUGGAUGAAUCUCCGGAGAGAAGGUGUACUAGUGGUAUAGUGACUGGAAUGAGUGAUUUGGAUCCCUAUAAAUGGCCUAAGUCAAGAUGGAGGUGCUUGAUGGUGAGAUGGGAUGAAGAUAUUGAGAUUAAUCAUCAAGAUAGAGUAUCUCCUUGGGAGAUUGAUCCUUCUGCAUCUCUCCCUCCCUUGAGCAUUCAAUCCUCCAGAAGGCUGAAGAAACUGAGGCCAGGUCUGCAGGGUGCUUCACCCAGUCACCUCAUCACAGGAGGCAGUGGGUUUAUGGACUCUGAGGAGUCUGUAAGAUCAUCCAAGGUCUUGCAAGGUCAAGAAAAGUCAGGUUUUAUGUCACUGUAUUAUGGAUGUGACACAGUAACUAAGCAGCCAGAAUUUGAGAUCAGAUCUCCAAGCCAUCCAAAUUUUGCAUCAUCAACUGGAGUGAGAAAGAUUGCUGCUGGUGAGUUUAUGAGGGUUCACCCUCCUAGUUAUGCAGGAUUCACAGAACCUAACAGGUUUCAAAGGGUCUUGCAAAGUCAAGAAAUAUGUCAAUUGAGAUCUCUGACAGGAAAGGUUGAUUUGAACUUUGGUGCCUGGGGCAAACCCAGUUGCACAAAUCACAACCUGCAACAGGCAACCAAACCCAACUUUCACUCUUUAGCACCAGAAGUUAUUCAAACUGCAUAUUUUCCUUAUGGUGAUAUUCACAAAGCUGGCCAAGGUAGCAGCACCAGCAUGUCGUGCUCUAAACCUAACAAUUUCCAGCGAGAAAAUGUCACAUUUAACUCUCCUUCCUCUCAGUCAAGGAUCAUGAGAAAUGAAGCUGGAAGACCAGAAGUCACAAUCCAAAAUGAGCAGAAGCUGCAGGACAAUAUUUCUGGGGCUGCUUCUUUAGGGACAAACAUGAGGAUUUCAAAUGAUGAAAGUUUCAACGGGAAGGUAAAUGCUUGUAAACUAUUUGGAUUUCCCUUGUCUGGGGAAGUCACCACCCAAAAUUUACAGAACUCGGCUAAAAGAAGUUGCACAAAGGUUCACAAGCAAGGUAGCUUAGUUGGAAGAGCCAUUGAUCUCUCAAGAUUGAACAGCUACAGUGACCUGCUGAUUGAACUAGAGAGACUAUUUAGCAUGGAAGGCCUUCUAAGAGAUCCUAAUAAGGGAUGGAGAAUCCUUUACACUGACAGUGAAAAUGACAUCAUGGUUGUGGGAGAUGACCCGUGGCAUGAGUUCUGCGAGGUGGUCUCGAAGAUUCAUAUCCAUACACAAGAAGAAGUUGAGAAGAUGACAAUUGGGAUGAUGAAUGAUGAUACCCAGAGUUGUUUGGAACAGGCACCAGUGAUGAUUGAAGCUUCAAAGUCUUCUUCUGUGGGUCAGCCAGAUUCUUCUCCAACAGUGGUUAGAAUCUAGUUUUAAGGUUGUCUUAGGUAUUGUGAUGUUGCCCUAUUUUUAUGCUAUAUGAUCAAUACUAUUUUGCACAUAUGUUGAUUGAUACCACCAUCAAUUGCACUAUCUAUGAACUAACAAGGUAAGGGCAUACUAAAAAUAAAUCGACAACAAUGUCUCUGAACUUGCUGAAUAAGGGCACCAUAUUGCUUGGUACCAUGUAAAGCCAUUUACAAGUAACUUUGGAGUAAACUGUUAAAACC
This is a messenger RNA of Vigna unguiculata (cowpea), 3213 nucleotides long. Its product is annotated as auxin response factor 4-like. Gene Ontology annotation, molecular function: DNA binding. NCBI's taxonomy places the organism in Eukaryota, Viridiplantae, Streptophyta, Magnoliopsida, Fabales, Fabaceae. Gene Ontology annotation, cellular component: nucleus. The record is from RefSeq and is a predicted model, not a curated record. Gene Ontology annotation, biological process: response to hormone; regulation of DNA-templated transcription.